GCCCUCCCUCUCCCGAAGACGACGCGCGCGCUGACGUACGACGCGCACGGCUCCCCGACGCGCGCGCUGACGCUCGCGCGCGACCUCCCGCUUCCGCCGCUCGGCGCGAGAGGCGCGCUCGUCCGAUGGCUCGCGGCGCCGGUGAACCCCGCGGAUCUGAACGUCGUCGAGGGCGUCUACCCGCUUCGUCCCGCGUCCUUCCCCGCCGUGGGCGGGAACGAGGGCGUCGGCGUCGUCGUCCGCCUCGCCGCCGACGCGGGGGACGUCGUCGUGGAGGUCGGCGACGUCGUCGUCCCCGCCGCGCCAGGCCCGGGCGGCGUCGGCGGCACGUGGAGGGAGUGGGCCGUCGUCGACGCGUCGCGUCUGCGCGUCGCGCCGAGCGACCUGCCGCUCGCGGAGACGGCGCAGAUGAGCGUGAACCCGCCGACGGCGUUCCGCAUGCUCCACGACUUCGUGCCGAUGCCGCGUCUUCGCGACGACGACGACGACGACGCGAAUCUCCACGCGGUCGCGCUGAACGCGCCGACGUCCGCGGUGGGCCGCGCCGCGAUACAGCUGUGCGCGAUGUACGGCGUCCCGAGCGUCGCGUUGCUAAGACCGCGCGCCGCGGAGACCGAAUACGACGCGGACGCGCGCGAGCUGAAGCGACUCGGCGCGAGCGUCGUGAUUAGGGACGACGGCGCCGCGCACAGGGACCGCGAGACGCGCGAGCUGUUGGCGUCCUUGCCGCCGAUCAAGCUGGCGCUCAACGGCGUCGGCGGCGCGUCGUCCAGGUCGCUCGCGUCGCUGUUGGCGCCGCGCGGCGUCGUCGUGACGUACGGCGGUAUGGGUCGGAAGCCCGUGGAGAUUCCCGUCGGGAAGUCGAUCUUCGAGGACAUCGAGCAUCGCGGGUUCUGGCUCACGCGGUGGCUCAGGGACGAAGAGGCGGCGCGGAGGAGG
Micromonas pusilla CCMP1545 is the source of this 939-nucleotide messenger RNA. RefSeq lists its product as uncharacterized. The transcript has 3 exons. Gene Ontology annotation, cellular component: mitochondrion. The annotation marks the transcript as partial. The record is from RefSeq and is a predicted model, not a curated record. Gene Ontology annotation, biological process: fatty acid metabolic process. Lineage: Eukaryota; Viridiplantae; Chlorophyta; Mamiellophyceae; Mamiellales; Mamiellaceae. Gene Ontology annotation, molecular function: trans-2-enoyl-CoA reductase (NADPH) activity.